AUGCCAUCCGUGAUAGUACAGUCUGGCCUGUCGUCAAUCAACUCCUAUGUUUUCGGUGUGAUAUCGAUAUCACUAAAUAGUUUUUUAAUCUAUGUGAUUCGUAAUCGACCGUCACGAGUGAUCGGAUCUUACAAGCAAUUGAUGGUCGCAUGUGCUGGGUUCGACAUCUGCUUCAGUGCAGUUUAUAUCACGUUUGCUGCAACGCCUGAAAUGUCAGCGCUGCUGAUCGUCAACGGCGGCAUCGAGAUGCCAACGAUCUGUGGACGUGUUCUACUAGUGAUAUUCGUGCUCCUGUUCUGCCAGUCCCUUAUUAUUCCGCCAUCGAUGUUUGUUUUUCGAUAUCUUCAGAUAUGUAGCAGUACAGUCGCCAUUACUUCCUGUGAAACCUCAAAACUAUAUCCGCCCCCUCCUGUUUCUGAAGAAGUGGGCUUUUCCGUGAUUUCUCAAUGGAAAUCUUAA
This is a messenger RNA of Angiostrongylus costaricensis, 459 nucleotides long. Lineage: Eukaryota; Metazoa; Nematoda; Chromadorea; Rhabditida; Metastrongylidae. The record is from the annotation of a GenBank genome assembly.